AUGUCAGAUGAGCAAAACCUCGCUCAGCGGACAGCCUCGAGCUUCGAUAGGCUCGAAAACUUCAACUUUCUUCUCUCUCGACACGAUCCCAACCUGGCCAAGAGUCGACAGUACUCCUUUGACGCAGAAUCGACAGCUUUGGCCUCCUUCCAGAACCUGAAUAUGGAUUACGACCAGACCGAGGGGAUGGGCGGCCUUUCCGUCAGUUCGUAUGACAGCAUUGAGGACGAGCGCAGCCCGAUCGAUGUGCGAGGAUAUCCGCAUUAUGAUCAAAUGCUUUCCUAUCCAGCUCACCCACUCUACCCACCUAUCUCAUAUGGGCCCCCGGAUGAUCUGGCGCAGGUCCCCGGGGCCCUGACUCCAUCUGAUGUCUCCUCGUCCAUAUCACCUCCCAACGGUGCUAUCACCAACACCAAAUACAGCACACAGAUUCCUGGCGACCACCUCGCGUCGGCUCUCAAUCAGGAAGAGGGGGUCCGCCGCGCCGCGGAAGAAGACCGCCGCCGCCGGAACACGGCCGCCAGUGCCCGGUUCCGCAUGAAGAAGAAGCAACGCGAACAGGCGCUGGAACGCACCGUGCGCGAGACGACCGAGAAGAACGCUUCGCUCGAGGCUCGCGUGGCCCAGCUGGAGAUGGAGAACCGAUGGCUGAAGAACCUGCUCACCGAGAAGCACGAGGCCAGCUCGACCCGGCUGGUGCCGCCCCCGACCGACAGCAGCGCCUUGACUUCGAAAACAUCCAGCGUCACCGGCCCUGGACAGAAACAUAUCCAGCCCAAAAAGAAGGGUGUGGGCACCGACAGCUGA
Molecule: messenger RNA, 807 nt
Organism: Aspergillus aculeatus ATCC 16872
Lineage: Eukaryota; Fungi; Ascomycota; Eurotiomycetes; Eurotiales; Aspergillaceae
Product: bZIP transcription factor
Exons: 2
Coding region: 1-807 (268 amino acids)
Biological process (GO): regulation of transcription by RNA polymerase II
Cellular component (GO): nucleus
Molecular function (GO): RNA polymerase II transcription regulatory region sequence-specific DNA binding; DNA-binding transcription activator activity, RNA polymerase II-specific
Source: RefSeq, a predicted model, not a curated record